Diplodia corticola is the source of this 1917-nucleotide messenger RNA. Its product is annotated as alkaline phosphatase. The record is from RefSeq and is a predicted model, not a curated record. The transcript has 10 exons. The coding region runs from base 1 to 1917 and encodes 638 amino acids. Lineage: Eukaryota; Fungi; Ascomycota; Dothideomycetes; Botryosphaeriales; Botryosphaeriaceae.
AUGAAGCUCAAUGCGCUCGUUGUCCUCGGCUCCAUUGGUGUCGCCGCUGCCCGGUAUACCGCCAAUUUGAACUACCACUCCCCGUCAGCCCAUCACCCGUUUCUCGGUAUCUCUUUGUACAAGGUCGUUCGCCGGCACGACGCCGCAGUCCGGUCCAUUGAUGCCGCAGCCUUGAACUUUACCCAUGGAGUCGCCUCGGGCGAUCCGUAUGCGACCUCUGUGAUCCUCUGGACUCGAGUUUCCCCGGAGUAUGACAAUGACAAGAGCAACACCACGGUGUCGGGAACUGUGCCCCUGUUCAAUCACGACACCCAAGAAUACGUGCGCAUUUCCACGGCUCCCGUCUGCGUGAAUUACGAAGUGGCAACCGACCGGAACAUGAUUGAUGUUGUCACUUCGGGCCAGGCUUACACUUCCUCGGAUAUUGAUUGGACCCUCAAGGUCGAAGCCACAGGCCUGAAGCCUUUCACGCAAUACUACUACCAGUUCAUUGUCUGUGACUCGGACAACGCUAGCCCGGUUGGCCGGACCAAGACUGCCCCAGCCCCCGACGAUGAUGUCUCGGAGCUCUCCGUGGCCGUCUAUUCGUGCUCGAACUACCCCUUCGGUUUCUUCAACGCCUUCGGCCACUCCGUGCGAAAGGACUCGGUGGAUUAUGUCCUGCAUCUGGGCGACUUCAUUUACGAGUACGCCGAAGGCGCCUAUGGAUGGGGCUGGGCCAUUGACCGAGUUUCUCAGCCAAACAAGGAGAUCCGCACCCUCUACGACUACCGCAGGAGGCAUGCGUCCUAUCGUGCCGAUUCCGACGCCUUCCUGAGCUUUGCGAGCUAUGCAUGGAUACCUGUCUGGGACGACCACGAGGUGGGAGACAACACUUGGCGUGAUGGCAUGGCGGAUCACAAUAAUACUGAAGAUUCCUUCAUCCAAGACGGACUUAUGUAUGGCGGUUCAGGCCUAUCAUUCGACCAAAGAAAGAUGAACGCCGUGCGCGCGUAUUUUGAAUGGAUGCCCAUCCGCCAGGUCGAAAUGGACGAUAACCUCCGCAUUUGGCGGUCAUUCUCCCUUGGCAACCUCGUGGACAUCAUCAUGCUCGACACCCGGCAGUACGAUAGAUCUAUUACAGAUCUAUACUGGAACUCUGAAUAUAUCCAUGAGAUCCAGAACGAUGCGGGAAGGUCACUCAUGGGAAGUCGCCAGGAGAAUUGGUUCUACAAUCAACUCUCAAAGUCUAAGAACCGCGGAGCCGCAUGGCGUCUAAUCGGAUCUCAGGUUGUUUUCUCGCGCUUGAACCAAUCCACUACAGGCUUUGCUGAUGAUCCUUAUAAUAUGGAUACCUGGGAUGGUUACCAGGCCAAUCGAAACCGCACGUUUCAGCAUCUUUACAACAAUAACAUCACUAACAACAUUGUCAUGGCUGGUGACAGCCACAUGAAUUGGGCCUCGGACCUUGUGUGGCUGGAUGAACAUGACUACGACCCAGAAACAGGGGCUGGCUCGGUGGGGGUUGAAUUUUCCGGCUCGGCAGUCAGCAGCCCUUGCCCGCAUGGCCAAAACAUAACAAUCGACGAAGCGAAUAGGAACAGUGCAGCUCUUGUGGCGGGGAACCGCGAGCUCCUGUGGCAAGAGAUGUAUUACCGUGGAUACUACGAACUGACGAUAAGUCAGAAAGCCGUCCACGCGAGGUACUAUGGUGUUCCCACGCUUGUCCAACGUACUCCAUUGGAAGUGAGCCUAGCCAACUUUACAGUCCUGCGGGAUGCCAAUGCUGUGCAGCGGCCCAUUGCCGGUGGAGUCGUUGAAAGCGGAGCAGUGAAGUGUGGAAAGGUUCUCCAGACCAACUUGACGUAUGACACGGCGACCGGGGAGUAUUCUGUACAUAACUUGUCGACCUUCGGCUACGACCAAAUCGUCGACUGA